GAGAUGGGAAGAAGGGCCCCAGUGCUGGAGUCGACUGUUGACGCUGGAUGAAACGGUCAACCAGUGUGGUGUUGCACUGUGUCCAUUGGAAAACAAAUUGCACUGCACAUUCAAGAGGGACCAUGACCAAAACAUUUACUGGCGAAUGUUUGAUCGGGAGGCAAAUAGAUGGACCGAAGCCUCCGGGAUAGGCGAGAGUACCAAUGCUCCGGUGGCCCUGGUGGCGCAUCAGGGUGCGUUGGCGACGUUCUUUGCCACGGCAGACGACAACCAGCGUGUUCUGUAUAGGGUUCUUCCCCCCCAAUCGAACUCCUGGGUCAGAGAUGGAAUGUUGGACGACAACUACCAUGUGCAGGGCAACGAGGGCAUUGUUGGCAGCAGUGGCCCCCACGGGGCUCUGCUGAUGUGGAAGUCGAAAUCAGGCCCCGACUAUGACUCUGUCCGCUGGAAAGGGCAGAUCAUGGGCUAUGGCAUCCGGCAGGGGGGCUGGCAGGUCCUCUCUGCGACAUCCCUUCUCCGGGAGGACCUGAAGCUGCCCGGGCUGGCGCACAGCGACAAGGACGACGCGAUGGUCGGGGUGUGGUGGGACAAAGACGACGCGCUCCAGUAUUCCAUCGGCGUCAUGCCAGCGCCAUACUAUGCGGUGCGGCCGGAGAUGAGGAGCUGGAUGGCGCUGAUCGAUGGCUCCCAGUUGAUCAGCCGGGUGUCCAUCCCCGGCACCCACGACUCUGCCACGCGGUUCGUCGGGGUUACCGAGAGCAAGUUCAUCAAAUGGCUCGGAAGCGAUGCGGCCAAGACGGCGCAAACACAGGACUGGACCAUUGAGAUGCAGUUGGCGAAAGGAAUCCGAUACUUUGAUCUCCGAGUGACCGGCAAUCUGGUCUGCUGUCACGGGCCAGCCACCUGCUAUACCGACGACUCCAAAAAGACCAGUCUGACCUUGGAGAUGGUGUUGGAAGAGUUCUACACCUUCCUGGAAAGAUUCCCCACGGAAGGAUUGCUGGUGCAGAUUGCAGACGACAAUGACCGCCACGAGGGCCGCUCCGAGGAAGACAUUGGGGACGACAUCAAGAAACUGACGGCAAAGAAGCCGGAGAGAUGGAGACUGGACCAUACAACCCCCAGGGUUGACGAGCUUCGGGGCAGGAUCCAGCUCCUGUGCCGGUUCAAGCACCGCGGGCCUACGCCCGGAAUCCAGGUAUCCUGGGGCGGCGGGGAUAAAGGCGAGCUUCAGUCGCACCGGCAGAGCAACGAGACGGGGGGGAUCGUCGUGCAGGACUACUACAACGUUUACUACUGGUAUCUGGAUGAGAAACGGGCCUGGAUCACCAACCUGAUUGAAACAUGCCAACAGGCCACCGAGUCGGACGACCAGAUCUUCAUCAACUUCCUCAGCUGCGCGGUGCACACACAGCCGCGCGACUCGCUGGGGGGGAUCGAGUUCGAAUCGGAUCCCAUCACGAACCCCCGGACGGGAGCCUAUGGAGAAGUCUCGAGCGUGUGGAAUCCUGUUAGCGAUUUCUUUGGGGCCCCGAAGCCCGACUACGACGACAAGGGCAUCAACCCCUGGUUCUUGACGGAGCUCGAGGAGUACGAAGACCCCAAGAAUCACCCAGUGCCUCAGCUGGGCGUGACAGUGCUUGAUUUUGCCGGCGAAACACCCACGAUGGUUUCGAGAAUCAUCAAGACCAACUGGCCCUAUAGAAGGUUCUGGCGCAACUGGGAUACAUUCUAAACCAUCAGAGCUGUUGGGAAGAUUC
Molecule: messenger RNA, 1760 nt
Organism: Penicilliopsis zonata CBS 506.65
Lineage: Eukaryota; Fungi; Ascomycota; Eurotiomycetes; Eurotiales; Aspergillaceae
Exons: 3
Coding region: 329-1735 (468 amino acids)
Biological process (GO): lipid metabolic process
Molecular function (GO): phosphoric diester hydrolase activity
Source: RefSeq, a predicted model, not a curated record